AUGGCUAAAACUAUGGUAGCAAACUUGAACCUUGGUGAUGGAGACAAGCCAAUAGAACUAAAAGUCAUUAGGAAAUGGUUAUCAUAUGGGGAAAAAGUUGAAUGUUGCUACAUUUUCCUUGACAAAAGUGGAGAUGCAAUAGAAGCAUAUGGUUACCUGGGAGAUAAAGGCUACUUUGAUUCGAUAAUGAGGAUGGAAAGUUGUUACUCUAUAAGCAACUACGUGUGUGAUAAUGGAAAUACUUUCUUCGAUACUGUCCCACACAAAACCAAAAUCAAUCUAGAUUAUAUUGGGAGGGUAGAAAAUGUGUAUGAGGUAGUCAGAACUCAAGGAAACGCAAUUCUGAAACUCAAACUUGAAAAAUUGAGUGGAACAAUGAUUGAGACAACUUUGUGGGAUGAGGUAGCUAACUCAUUUGAUAAAGAAGCUAUCGAAGCAUUUCCUUCUCCAGUUAUUGUUGUUGUUACUUCAAUGAAAGUCACACAGUAUCUAGCACGCUUCGCAGAUGAUACCGCUGAAGCAAAGAUAGUCUUUUUUGAUGGUGCAGCUAAAAUGUUGUUUCAAACAAAUUGCAACACACUGAUUGAUCAUGAUGGAUGCACUGAUCUUUACACAUUUCCUGCACCACUCAGCAUUGUCAUAAGCCAGCCAAAAAUAAUUCAAUUUCGAUUUGCAAGAUUCCGUAGGCUAGGUACUAGAGAAUUUGUGGCAGAUGUUGUUUUUGAAGAUAUAGUUUGUCCACAUAAAGAAAGCCACACACAAACAAACAUUAUCAACCAAUCAACCGCAUCAACAUCAUCAAAAAUAACUCCCACUUCAUCAACUGGUCCUCCAUCUACUGCUCCUGCUACUCAGCAAAAGACUUUCAGGAUCAUCUCACAACAUCACCCAUCACACCAGAUUCUGUAG
Molecule: messenger RNA, 909 nt
Organism: Lactuca virosa
Lineage: Eukaryota; Viridiplantae; Streptophyta; Magnoliopsida; Asterales; Asteraceae
Source: the annotation of a GenBank genome assembly